Messenger RNA from Ctenocephalides felis (cat flea), 1639 nucleotides. Its product is annotated as nuclear pore complex protein Nup50-like. Gene Ontology annotation, cellular component: nuclear pore. The record is from RefSeq and is a predicted model, not a curated record. Bases 310 to 1488 code for a protein of 392 amino acids. NCBI's taxonomy places the organism in Eukaryota, Metazoa, Arthropoda, Insecta, Siphonaptera, Pulicidae. Gene Ontology annotation, biological process: protein import into nucleus. The transcript has a single exon.
ACAGUUGUAUUUGUAUCAAAAGGCCAGGUGAAGGCAGCAACGAGUUUUAUUCGAGUAAAGUUGGCUGAUAUUUAGUACUGUACAUAUUUGUGAGUUUUGUAAAAAUCGGUUAUGUUAAAAAAAUAAUAGUAACACCGUCAAUUUGAUCUUUAAAGACCGCUAAAAAUUGUUUACGUUUGUUUUACGAUUUGUUUACACAUGGUUUACACUGACAACUGAAGUAUCAUAAUAUUUUUGAUGAUUUGGUAUAACCUCAAAUUGCGGCAAUAGCUUGUGAUAUUUAUUAUCUUUAUCUGUUAUCACUUUAUAAUGUCGAAGCGCGUUGCAGACAAAGAAAUUAAUCAAGAUAAUUGGGAUGAAAAUGAAGAUUCAGAAGAAGCAGGAACUUUCCAGCAAGCCGCUGACCAUAUUCUCAAAUCUAGGGUUAUCAAAACCGCUAGACGUCGAAAUAAUGCUACAGAAUCAUCUGGUGCUGCCAAACCUAUAUUCAGUGGUUUUAGUUUUACUAAACAACCUGAACAAGAAUCGUCCAAACCUGCGUCCCUGCAUUUUGGAAAUACUUCUAAACUUGGAAGUACUAAAGACAAUUCAGUUUCAGAAUCAGACAAAGAGAAGUGUCCAAGAGAUAAUGAGUUUUUCACACAAAUAAGAAGCUUAAACAAAAGUGUUUCUCAAUGGAUUAAAGAGCACGUAGAUAAGGAUCCAAUUUGUGUUUUAACACCUAUAUUUAGAGACUAUGAAAAACAUUUAAGAGAAAUUCAAGAUAAAUAUGAAAAAAGAAAGGAAUCAAUAAGCUUUAAUUCGGCAAAUUCUGUUACUGAUAGUAUUAAACCUCUGAGUGACUCUGAUAAAGGUCGCUCUCCGGAUAAAUUAGAACAUAAAACUGAUAAUUCUUUAAAAGUCUCAGCAGAAGAAGCAAAACAAAAAUCAAUAUUUGGUACAGGCUCUGCAACAUUUUCAUUUGGAAAUAGUACUACUAGUCCCCCAAGCACAUUGCCUACGGCUGGCUUCAGUUUUGGCAUGGGAACACCAUUUACUUUUGGUAAUGCUGUCUCAAAUCCAAGCUCAACUAAAGAAUCAACACCAAGUCAGUCCAGUGUUCAAGAAGAUCCUGAUGAAGAUGAACCUCCUAAAGUUGAAUUUAAAGCAGUAAUUGAAGAAGACAGUAUUUAUACUAUACGCUGCAAAGUUUUUAUUAAAAAGGAUGAGAACUAUGUUGAUGGUGGUGUGGGAAAUUUAUUCUUGAAACCUGUGAAAGAUAGGAAUAAGAUGCAACUAAUAGUAAGAGCUGAUACUAAUCUGGGUAACCUUCUUUUGAAUGUUCUAUUAUCUGAUUCAAUACCUACAAAAAGAAUGGGCAAAAAUAACGUUAUGAUGGUUUGUAUACCUACACCAGAUAAACCUGCACCUACUUCAAUUUUAUUGCGAGUGAAGACUUCAGAACAAGCAGAUGAACUGUUGGAAAUGAUUGAUAAGCAUAAGUGUUAAUUUCUUUUGUUAAGAUUAUUUUUUAUGCUGAUAUUAAACAUUCAUUGUGAGGUUUAAUAUGAAAUUGUAUUUCAAAAUAUAAUAAAGCUUCACUACAUUAUACACAAAUUUAUAUUUAUAUUAUUUUUCAUAAUAAACAAAUCUUUUUAUA